This is a messenger RNA of Hevea brasiliensis (rubber tree), 2313 nucleotides long. RefSeq names its product protein FAR1-RELATED SEQUENCE 5-like. Lineage: Eukaryota; Viridiplantae; Streptophyta; Magnoliopsida; Malpighiales; Euphorbiaceae. The transcript is spliced from 4 exons. The coding region runs from base 1 to 2313 and encodes 770 amino acids. The record is from RefSeq and is a predicted model, not a curated record. Gene Ontology annotation, biological process: regulation of DNA-templated transcription. Gene Ontology annotation, molecular function: zinc ion binding.
AUGACAUAUUCCAACAAUUAUGAAAAAGUUAUAUCCCUUGAAGAUGAUGAAGCACUGAAAAAUAUGGAUAUUGACAAUGAGACUCCAUAUAUUAGUCGAAGUGAAAAAGAUAUCAACGCUCUGAUGAACACAGUGGUUUGCAAUGAAGGUGAGGCAUAUAAGCUAUAUAAUGAUUAUGCUAUUGGAGUUGGUUUUAGUAUUAGGAGAGGAACCACUAGAUAUCAUGUUGGCACAAGGGAUAUUUCACAAAAGGAGUAUUAUUGUUCAAGUGAAGGUUUUAGUAAAGAAGUUAAACUUUGUGAAACAAGAUACCGUAAUAGAUUUGAAACAAGAACUGGUUGUCAAGCUAUGGUCCGUUUUACAAUUGUAGAUGGCAUGUGGAAGGUCACAAAGUUUAUAUCAGACCAUAACCAUGAACUUGCAUCACCAAGUGAAAUUCAUCUCUUGAGGUCUAAUAGGGAGUUAACUGCUUCCAAAGCCAAUGUCAUAAACUCAAUGAUCAAUGCAGGCAUAAGUACCAAGCAUGCUUAUGCUUAUUUGUCUAAAGAAGUUGGGGGAAGUGAGUGUGUUGGUUUCACCAAAAGAGAUUGCUAUAACUAUGUUAAUAAGCAAAAGAUGGUUUUGAUUGAAGCAGGUGAUUCUCAAAGUUUAAUAAAUCAUUUCAAACAUAGAAUGAGUGGUGAUGCAAUGUAUGUGUACACAGUUCAAGUUGAUCAGGAGAAUAGAAUGACAAAUUUUUUUUGGCGAGAUGGGAGAUCAAGAAUUGAUUAUGAUUGUUUUGGUGAUGUGGUUGUUUUUGACACCACUUAUCGCACAAAUAGAUAUAAUUUAAUUUGUGCGCCAUUUGUUGGGGUUAAUCACCAUUGGCAAAAUUGCAUGUUUGGUUGUGCAUUCUUGCUAGAUGAAACUACAGAUUCCUUUAUAUGGCUAUUUACCUCAUUCUUAGAAUCAAUGGGAGGGAAAGCACCAAAAACAAUCAUCACUGAUCAAGAUCAAGCAAUAUCCAAUGCCAUUGCUAAAGUGUUUCCUAAUACUAGACAUCAGUUAUGUUUAUGGCAUAUUUCAAAGAAUGCUCCUUCUCAUUUGGGUAGUUACAAUUCAAAUCCUGAAUUUCGUAGGCUUUUCUAUAAAUGUUUACAAGGUUGUGAAACAGAGGCUGAAUUCCAAGCAACAUGGGAUAGAAUGAUGGAUGAAUUUAGUGGUCUUAAAAACCAUAAAUGGUUAAAUAAUUUAUAUAAAAUUCGUGAAAAGUGGUGUAUGGCUCUGAAUAAUGAUGUAUUUUCAGGUGGAUUUAAAUCAUCUCAAAGAAGUGAAAGCACAAAUAAUGUAUUGAAUGGUAUUGCAAACAAAUCAAUUUCACUUACAAAAUUUGUGCUUUCAUUUGAGGAUGUAGUGGCAAGGUGGCAUUCUGAAGAAGCAAGUGAAGAUUAUAAUUGUAAAAAAGGUUUGACUUCUCUUGCCAUUAGGAAUAGUGGCAUUUUGAAUCAUGCAGCAAAGGUUUAUACUAAUAAAAUUUUCAAGUUAUUUCAGAAUGAGUUGCUUAAUGGGAUUGCAACAAAUUGGUCAGAAAUUGCUUGUCAUGAUAAUGUUUACUCUUUUGAAGUAGUGGGAGAGUGGGGAAACUCAAGGACAAGAACUGUGCAUUUUAAUGCUUCUACUAUGGAUAUUAGUUGCACCUGUAAGAAAUUUCAGUCUAUGGGAUUAUUGUGUUCACAUGCAUUAAAAAUUUUUAUUGUCAAGAAUGUGACCAAGAUACCAGAUAAUUAUAUUUUAAGGAGAUGGACUAAAGAUGCAAAGAAAAGGAUGAUUGAAUAUGUGCAAGGAGAAUCUCAUGCAAAUGAUGAGGAGACUGCAACCAUUUUUCGUAAUAAUUUGAUGAAGCUUUCUUAUGAUAUUAUAAUGAGAAGCCAAGGAAAUGAAGCUACUAGACAAUUUUGUCGAGAUGCACUUCGGAAAUUGGACAUUGAUAUUAACAGGGAGCUAACAAGACUUCAAUUAAGUGAAAAUGAUGCAACAACAGAGAAUCAGAUUAUUGAUUCAUUUAAUGAAGAUGAUGAGAGUGAUCCUAUUUUAGAUCCUCCACGAGUUAAGCGGAAAGGUGUUUCAAAUGCAAGAUUAAAGGGUCAUUUUGAAAAGAGAAAGACCAAAGCCAGAAAAGAAUCAAAAAAUUCAGGAAAAAUCAUGCAAUCAAAUGUUAAAGAGUCUUCACAAAUUGGCAGUGAGAGAUCUUCACAGUAUGCCUGCAGCAUUCUAGUUGGUGGAAGAGAAGUUUUUCCCAAGCAUCAUAUUACUUUCUUUAGUGUAGGAUGUUAG